Molecule: messenger RNA, 1516 nt
Organism: Diatraea saccharalis (sugarcane borer)
Lineage: Eukaryota; Metazoa; Arthropoda; Insecta; Lepidoptera; Crambidae
Source: the annotation of a GenBank genome assembly
UUUAUUACCUCAAAAACAAAAUUUAAAUGAAUAUCAUAAACAAAAUCCAAAUAUCGUGAGUGACAUCUAGUAUGAUUUCAAGAACUAAUUUAAUUUUUUUAAAUAGUUCCUCAUUUGGCCUUGACGCUAAAAAUAGACUAUAAAAAACUUAUUGAGAAUUAAAAAACUAAAUGUCAUUGUAUCACUUUAGUAUUGACAGUUUACUUUUUUAUUGUCGUCUGAUAUCGUAUAAAAAAAAGUUUUUGCAUCUUCUUCUCUCCUUGUUUUAGGUGCUCUUUGCUUUUAAUUUAUGUCUUCGCUUAAAAAGAAUGUUGGCGAGUCAAAGAGAAUAUAAAUACUACGUUUUCGAAAUAUUGUAAUGUAAUCAGAAAACAAACGUCAAUUGAAAUAGCAAAUUUUGGAUUCCAUCAGCAUAGCACGAAAGGGAAGGAAACUAUGCAGCCUGAAUAGUGAAGUAACUUCAAACAAAAAUGGGCUUGGACUUCGACGUUUUUGAAUUUUGCAAAAAAUUGCGACAAAACCGGCCUCCACCCUAUCAGUGUCCCCUAGAAAAAUGUGAUAAAGUGUAUAAAAGCUUAUGUGGUUUACAAUACCAUCUAGUUAAUUAUGACCAUGACAAUCCUACACCAGCUACACCGGCUGUCGCUAAUAAUCGUAAGAAGAAUGGAAGAUUACGGGCAGCCGUGCCUACCGCCGAUAUCGCUCUCCAGAGCCCACCUAAAGAGGCUCUGACAUUUGCUGAAGCUCAGAAAGUGGUCCAGUUUGAGAUUGAUGGAAAGAUUAGCAGGAUCCCUAUUGAUCAACCCUUGACAGUUAUGUCUUUGGAUGAAUGGGAAAAGAGAAACUCUGAACUUGAAAAGCCUUUACCUUUUGUAGAACCUCCUUCAGAGCCUUAUGUGAAGUUACCUGAAGCAAGUUUUAAGGUUAUUCCGGAUUAUAAUGAGAGAGUUUGUGAUGCACCACCUCGUCCAAAUGCAUACAUACGUUUCAUUGAGAAGUCUGCAGAGGAAUUAGAUGGUGAAGUUGAGUAUGAUGUUGAUGAGGAAGAUACUGCAUGGUUGGCAAUUAUUAACAAAAUGAGAGCAAAGCAGGGAUUGCCAUCAGUUUCUGUGGAUACAUUAGAGCUUUUAAUGGAUAGAUUGGAAAAAGAAUCUUAUUUUCAAGUAAGUAAUGUUCAUUAUGUCUAAUCUAAUGAUGGUUUUAAAACAUAUUACACAAUUUAUUAAUCAAACUAUUAUCUGAUAUUAUUAAUUAAAAAAGAAUUACAUUUUUUUUAAAUCCCUUCCAUUUUCUAUUAUAAUUAUAAUUUUGCCAUUACAAAAUGCUUAAUUGAAUUAUGUUAUAAUUGGCAUAAUGAUUUUAGUAUUGAUACUUUUUAUUUUCACUGAAAUUAAGUCUAAUAUUGAUAUUCAAUAUAAUGCAGACAAUUCAUAUGAUGAGAUUCCUAAAUAUAAUUAUUUCAUCUGUGAUGUAAUAUAGAUAACAUUAAUAUGACAUGUACUUAAAUUUUUUUUAC